GAGGAGGAAGACGCUCUUCCAUCAAAUCCAUUCUACUGUUAUUAUUCUGCCACAUUCAGUCCACCCAUCAUCAAUUCCUCUUCUCUCGCACACGCGUGCAGAAAACUUCACCUCUUCCUUCAUCUGCCACUUGGCACUUUCGAUUGUAAAUUCACCCUCGCGCGUGAUCAGUCAGUUACCUUCGAAAACAGUACCACUUGCCUGUCGAAGGUCAUGAUUGUUUGGCAUGAGCUUCGAUAACCCCUCCUCCUUCGCGCACUGGCAGUCCUCGAUCACUUCCGCUUCGGACAAACAGUCUCAACCUCGACAGCCUCGACCAGCCCAAUCUCCUUGGGGACAACUCUCCUCCCUGUCCAGCUCCAGACGUGGGUUGACCCCCCUUGCGAUCUCGAACUUGUCCUCGUCCUCGGCUACGGGAACGCGCAGGGACCAGGCGCUAUCUGAGUCCGACUUGUACACCUCAUCCAUCUCUCCCUCCUCCGGCAAUUUUCCUCCUCUCCUUACCAGUCAAACUCGCCUAGGUUCAAGGCGGGGGACACCACCUGGCUCCUCUCACUCAAAUUCUCCCGUCAACGCUCUCCAAGCUGGCGCUCAUCAAGUGCAAGCAUAUUCGUCCCGCUCCGUCACAUCCCCCAGGUCAAGAACCCUUACCCCUUCUCAAUCAUCCGCCACUGCUAGUGCGGGUCCCUUCACGCAGUCUGGCCUUGGGGCCGGAGGUGGAGGAGUGUACAGUAGGAGCGGUGCAUAUUCUCCCUCUUUGACCGGGCCUGGUGUAGGCUCUCCUACCGGUGCAAACUUCGAACGAUCCCCCAGCAUAUCAUCCAACGUCGGUUCCACCGCAACUGGUCCCUCGUCCCUAUCCAAAAUAUCGGCGACUCAGAUACUCCUCCUUCUUGAUACUAUCAGCGAAAGAGAAGGCAAGACCAAGUGGGAAAGCAAGGCCGAAAAGAUCAGGAAAUUACUUGACUCAAACGGCAUGGAGGUCUUUGCACCAUACUUCAGACGCGCUGUCACGUCCAACGUGGCCGCAAUCUUCUCUGGGGCCAAAGACUUUGACCAAGGCAGCUACAAGUUGCUGCGGCAAGAGGUGGACAAAGUAUUCUGGGAUCCAGAACAGCCCUCUAAAAUCGCAGAAGCCAUCGAUACCUCGAAAGAAGACAUUUUCCGCGACUUUGACCUGGUGGCUUUCAUCCAACAUUUCUACGCCGAUACUCUGCCUCAGGUCAUCCUAGCCGUCGCUUUCACCAAAUGUACACGAGUCGAUCUCAGCACCAAGGCAGAGAGCUUCCUAACCGACUUCGGCCAGAAUUCACUUCACACACUGUCCGAAGGUCGUGGUAGCACGCACGCAUUGGCUCCCGAGAAUCUGUGCUCGGUAAUUGAAUAUUAUGCCCUCGCGGCUGGGACGAAAACACAGCAACAGAAAAAUGACCUGUGGACUGCAUUAUCAUCACGCUGCGUUAAUAUGAAAGAUGAUCAGUUCACUGCCGUCUUGACGUCGUCUCAGCUAUUGCGCAUUAACACCUCGCGCAGGGAGAUGGCGCGCGGUCUACAACGACACGGUGUGAAAACGACAUCAUCAAAGCAAGCUGCACAAGACUUCCUGGAAUCACUCAAUCCAACUAGCGUUACCGAGGCCGAAGUAGUCAACGCUUUGUUGUUCCUGGUCUUCUCUGUGAAUCAAUCAUACGACAUAAGCAAUUUUGUCUCAGCCCUUGUGCCGAGACAACUUGACUGGAAUCUGAUCAUUCAAGGGUUUGAUAUCCCUGGUUUGCGACUACGGAGAAACUACUUCCCACGACUAUUCAAGACCUUGCGAGAAGUUGCCUUGGACGAUCGCGGAUUUGACCUCCAGAAGUUAUGGGGCGGUCAAUGGCAGAACCCGGACACGCAGAUCUCCCUCCUGGGUGGCUUCCUUGCCAGUUCUUCGGCGGAAGUAGAGCCUUCAAAAAUUCCAGGUCUUCGGCCAAGCUUGACGUUGGAUGAGUUUAGGAAUGCGUCCGCCGAGAUGAAGCGAUUUCUUGAAGCAGAAUUGCAAACCCCCUACGCGUCCGCUGAUGCAUGCCAGGCCAUCUUCGAGGUCGCUUUAGGACCUAGCACUGCGCCUGACGGCGAAGAUCGUCUCGACAUAUUGAACGACGUCUAUCGGAAUCAUCCUGCAAUUUUCUUGCUGUAUCUGUCAAAGGUCAGCGCAAAACCAUGGGUUCCGGACCAAGAAAAGUUCAUCGCUGAAUGCUUCGGGUUGUUCCUCGAAAAGCAGCGAACAGACUACCGUGCGGUUCUAGAAACACUCUCCUCACAAAAUCCACACUUCCUUUUCGAUCUCUGCCAUCUCGUAUUUCAAGUCGAUCCUCGGCAGACGGAAACCAUCUAUGAACGGGCCGAGGAAUUUGGCUGGACACAAGACUUUCUCAGACAUUGGUCGAACCCUUUGGCACUCGAUCUUGCUUGCAUCCGGAACAAGGUAGAGCCAGAGUUCGAUUUGGACCAAUACAUCUCCGAAGCCGCUGAAGGUCACGAUAAUUUCGGCACGAUCCUUUUCAAAUAUCUUCGCAUCAAGGCAGACGAUGAAUUUCGCGUCCAGCGGGGCGAGUCUGCGCCCCAAUCCAUUCCUCUCAGUUUGCGCACAGUUCACACCCUGCUCGAGAAAUUGGAAGAUCAUCUCGGAGAACGAAGCAUGGUUGAGGCUGCCCAAACCACGUGCCUGCAAACGUACCCUCGUCUCAUGAACUAUGGGGCUGGCUUCGAUGACAUCCUGGAAAGAAGCAGCCAAGAAAAGGGUAACAAGCUUCCCGAAGCCAUCGACAAGCAAAUGUCGGAGUUGUUUGGCCGGAUGUAUCGUUCUGAGCUCUCGAUCCGCGACAUGGUUAACGAGAUGCGAAGAUACAAAACCUCGACAGAUCCGGAUCAGCAGGAUCUCUUCUGCUGCAUCGUACACGGGUUGUUUGACGAGUAUGUCUGUUAUAACGAAUACCCAGAGGAUGCCCUAGAAAAGACGGCUCUGCUCUUCGGAAGUAUCAUCAAGUACAAGCUCUUGCCUUCAAUUCCACGAGACUUUGGUCUGGCUUUGAUCUUGCGAGCCGUCCGUGACCACGAUUCGGACAGUCUCAUGCAUCGCUUUGGUAUUGAAGCACUGCUACAAAUCAGUGAUCAGCUGUCUGAUUGGCCGGGUCUCUGCAACCUGCUAUUGCAAAUCCCCAAGCUCAAACAUCCGGAAAUAUUGCAACGUGCAGAAGAAGGACUUCAAGCGCAGCAAGCAGCUGGCACCAACGGCAUUGAUGGCCCCGCUAUCAAUGGCGAUCCACCCGAGCAGGGUCGCGGAUUUCGAGCGUUGCGAGCUGAUCCUCCUCCUCCUGGCGCUCACUUCAAGGACCCCGAUCAGAAAGUGCAAGAGAAAAUCCUUUUCGUCAUCAACAACCUCUCGAAGGACAAUAUAUCCAGCAAACUCGUCGACCUGAAAGAGUCAUUCGACCCGGAGCACUAUCAAUGGUUCGCGUCCUAUCUGGUCGAGCAGCGUGCCAGAGUUGAACCAAACAACCAAGAGAUGUACUUCCAACUUGUCAACAUGCUGAGCGAUGAUCUCCUCAUGUCAGAGGUUAUUCGCGAGACCUACGUUAGCAUUGUCAAACUGAUGAGCUCGGAGUCGACCAUCAAUUCCACCCAGGAGAGGGGUCAUCUAAAGAACCUUGGUGGCUGGCUAGGGUCACUAACUCUUGCUCAAGACAAGCCCAUCAAGCACAAGAACAUUUACUUCGUGGACUUGCUUGUCGAGGGGUUCGAGACUCAGCGUUUGCUAUUGGUCAUCCCCUUCACCUGCAAAGUGUUGGCUCAGGGUGCCAACUCGCUGGUCUUCAUGCCACCCAAUCCAUGGCUCAUGGAGAUCGUAUCGGUAUUGGUGGAAUUGUAUCACUUUGCCGAACUCAAGUUGAACCUCAAAUUCGAGAUCGAAGUUCUUUGCAAGGACCUUAAGCUUGACUUCAAGAAACUCGAGCCCGCCAAUGUCAUUCGAGUGCGUCCUCAAACAGACGAUGAGAUGACGGCGGUUUCUGCUCUCCCAGACGUCCUGGAGAAUUUCGAUGAGUUGUCACUUAACAGUGGGCUGAACCGACGUGAACGCCUUUCGGCAGCAGAGAUCAUGGCAUCGCUCCCUAACCUGGAAGAGGUGCUGAAAUAUCCUCCAACCUCAGGCUCACCGGCAGACCAGGCUAUGAUCAAGAACAUUAUUUAUCGUGCAUUUGAUCAAGCCAUUCAGGAAAUCAUCGCACCCGUUGUUGAGCGAUCCAUCACCAUCGCUUCAAUUUCUACAGCUCAGCUCAUUGCGAAGGACUACGCCGUGGAGCCAGACGUCGAGAAGUAUCGAACUGCCGCUAGACAGAUGGUCAAGUCAUUGGCUGGCAGUCUAGCACUUGUGACAUGUAAGGAGCCGCUCCGGAUGAGCAUUUCGAACUAUAUCCGCCGACCAGCCCAGGACGACCUGCCGGAGCACUUGCUGCCCGAGGGCGCCAUCUUAAUGUGUGUCAAUGAUAAUCUUGAUACUGCUUGUUCUUUUGUCGAGCAAGCCGCGGAGCAGCGUGCUGUCCCUGAAAUUGAUCAAGUCAUCGAAACCGAGCUUGAAGAGCGUCGCCGAUUCGCUGCCGAUGGUGGAACCAGAGAUUUCAUCCCAGCAAACACCAGUCGCUGGUCAGCCUGGAUUCCUGAGCCGUACAAGCAGACCGUUGGUGGCCUCAAUGAAGCCCAACGAGCAGUUUACGAAGAAUUCGAUCGUCGGGUGCACGGAAUGAAUUCCAACCACAUCCCGAACCUAUCAGCCGAUGCCGCACGCCAGAUUCCGGACAUACUGCAAGAUCCUCUGGCUAUGCCGAAUCUUGCGACACCUGCUGAACAGCCCGCGCUUCCGCAUCAAAGUCCGUUGGUGCAACAAGAGAAUCGCAUGCUUUCGGCAAUGCAGCAACCGCGUGUCAAUGGCUUCGCAGAAACUCUUCCUCCCCAAGAGCGGAUUUCCAUCCUCAUCGAAGAUGUGCAGAAGGCGGCAAGAGCUUCGGAGGCCCUGCGGCUGAAAGAUUUGGAGAAGAACAGCUCUAUCUUUCAGGAUUUCCGGCAAAUUCUCAUCGUCCUUACCUCGUCAACCCGUCCUGCAGCCGAUCUUUUGGCAAGACAAAUCGCUGAGAAGCUCUGCAACAUUUUCGUGUCGAAACCACCGCAAAGCCCGCUUGAAGCCGAAGUACUCGCAUUCUUGCUAUCUAAGCUUUGCCAGUUGUCUGAGCUGAUCAUUCGGGAUGUCCUCAGAUGGAUGACUGCAAAUGAAGACUUGUUGCUCGCCAGCUCCAAUGUGGUUGUGGCACUUGUCACUGUUGGCUUGAUGGAAUUUGCCCGAGUGGAUGUUGCCGUUGCUUCGAUCUUGAUGAGCAGGGACACACACGGUAUCCAAGUACUGUCCGACAUUCUCGACCAAACUUUGUUUACCGAUGAGCCGGUUGCACUUCGAGCCGACUUUGCUAACAGCCUCAUCGCCAUGUCGGCGUGGCUCAAGGAAACGCCGGAUCUGCCUCUAGCUUCCAGAAUUAACCAGAAGUUACGAGCACAUGGCAUGCCGCAGUUUGUCAGUGUGGACGUGACAGACAAGACGAAAGCCAAGCAAGAUCAGAUGCGAUACGUCUUCGACGAGUGGGUCGGCAUCUUCGAGAACCUAGGUCCCAACGAAGGCACAUGUGCCGCAUUCCUCAAGGAGUUGCACAAGGAGCAGACGAUUAAUAGUACCGAGGAUCUGACGGAAUUCUUGCGACUGUGCAUCGACUCGUGUGUCGAGUGUUAUGAUUGUGAGGCACAGAGUGUCCGCGGAAGUGUCGAGGUUGCCUUCUCUCAUGCCGAUGCCCUUGGCCGGUUGGUGAUCAUGCUGGUCAAAUUCCAAGGCGACACCAACGGCGCUGUUCGGAUCAGCAAAGCCCCAUAUCUGGAAACCAUCCUCACGGUGCUGGUCCUGAUUCUGAAUCACCACCAAAUCAUGCGAGGCGUGGCUUUUCAUCAGCGACUCUUCAAUCGGCUCUUUGCCACCAUGCUCUACGAGUAUUCGGCUGCCAGAUUGGACGAAACUCCCGAGCACGCCGAGUUGAUGCUCGCCUUUGCAAAGUGUUUCAGAUCUCUUCAACCUCUGUGGUUCCCAGGCUUCAGCUAUGGAUGGUACAGUCUUAUUGUCCAUCGGGUCUUCGUGGCCGGUAUGCUCCGUCCGCACAAUCAUGCGGGAUGGGACGCCUAUCGCGACCUUGUAGGCUUGCUGUUGCUGUAUAUCUCGGAGCUGUCCAAGACACCUGGCCUGGAUCUACUCAACCUCGAUCUGUACAAAGGCACGUUGAGAAAUAUAUUGAUCCUGCUUCACGACUAUCCGGAGUUUUUGUGCGAGAACCACUCGUACUUUUGCUCAAGGAUUUCGUACGGCCUGCCACAAUUGAGAAACUUGAUUCUCACUGCAAAGCCUUCAGCCUACCACGACCUGCCGGACCCAAUGACUCCGGGCCUGAAGAUCGAACGUCUGGACGAGAUCAAGCGCAACCCCGUUUUGGCUUCCGACUUCGAUGUUCCAUUGCAGCAAGAUCUCCUCAAAGACACCCUCGUCGAUCUUUUGCGCAAGAGCACCGAUAUGGAAGCGGCCUUGAAACAAAUCAAGCCUGUUUUACAAGAUGCCGAGCGGCAAUCUUCAGUCAUGGCGCCGCCGAAAACGAUGGAGAUCAUGAAUGCCCUUGUGCCUUUUGUGGGACAAGAUGCACUCACCAAUGCUCCGGGCAGAUUUGAUGCCAACUCUGUGCACGUCAACUUCGUGACCAAGCUUGCUGCGAGCCUUGGCUCCGAAAGUCGUUAUCAACUGCUCAAUGCGAUUGCAGAUCAGAUCCGCUAUCCCAACACACAUACUGAUUUCUUCUGCAAGCUCAUGCUCCAUCUUUGGGGAUCGGGCAAUGCUGAUGCUCAGCAAGGUGAAGUUCGGGAACAAAUCUCACGUAUCGUCUAUGAACGCCUCGCGGUUGCUCGACCACACGUCUGGGGCAUGACGAUUCUGUUCUUGGAGCUACAGAACAACCUAAGUUAUGGGUUCUGGGAGACUGUAGCACCGGACUCCAACAUGCAACAACGUCUACAGCAAGCGAUGCGGACCAUUCAUUGACAUUAGGAUAACCGGAAAUCACCACUGUCUUGGAGAACGACGAGAGCGUCAGCACAAUAGCUGUCGACGAGAGAGCAAUGCGGUUGUGCAUAAUUCAGCAGCAUGGUGAAGGAAAGGAAAAGUGAAGGGAACAUUGGAUUGGGAUUGAACAAUUCCUUUCUUGUACACAUUUUCUCACAAGUUUCUAUGUGAAAUGCCGAAGCAACUUGGCAUUUUCGUGUUCUUGUCUAUGUGAAUGCAUAUCAUGGAGCGAUGAAUCCCUGGGUUGGUGCUGGUGGACCGGAUGGAGAAGCACGAAUCAGGGCUUGAUUUAUAGCAUGAGCGACGAUUGGAGUUUCCAGAGGUAAAAAGUCAGAACUUAUUGAUUAAUUCUUGAUGGCGAGGGAGACGUGGAAAAAGGAAGCCAGGCCUGGUAUAGACAUGGACCAGACCUGGACUUGUUGCAACCACUCACUCUCGCUUAUUGUAGCUGACAAGCCCUUUUUGUGUACCAUAGAUGGCUUUUGAAUGAACUUAGAUUAUAC
Messenger RNA from Exophiala xenobiotica, 7677 nucleotides. RefSeq lists its product as uncharacterized. Gene Ontology annotation, biological process: nuclear-transcribed mRNA catabolic process, deadenylation-dependent decay. NCBI's taxonomy places the organism in Eukaryota, Fungi, Ascomycota, Eurotiomycetes, Chaetothyriales, Herpotrichiellaceae. Bases 227 to 7153 code for a protein of 2308 amino acids. The transcript has a single exon. The record is from RefSeq and is a predicted model, not a curated record. Gene Ontology annotation, cellular component: P-body; CCR4-NOT core complex. Gene Ontology annotation, molecular function: molecular adaptor activity.